AUGAUCGAAAUCGGUCGGUUUACAAUGAGAUACAUUUUGAAAUUAUUAAUUUUAAUACUUUUCACUGUAUCCUCUUCCUACUCAUAUGAUGACGAUUACUCCUGUCAGAAUACCAUUUGCAGUCCCCGUGCCGGUGAUCUUUUGAUCGGUAGAGACAACGCACUUGUAGCUUCAUCUACCUGCGGUUUGGAAAAUGUUGAUACUUAUUGCGUUGUCACUGCAAGCGGUAAAAGUCACUGCAGUGAAUGCUACUCUAAACAGGCAUAUAAUUCUAUUACUAAUCCAAACAGUCAUCGAAUUGAAAAUGUCAUUUCUCGUGUCCCUAGUGAUCCCGGUAGAUGGUGGCAAUCUGAGAAUGCUCUUCGUAAUGUUACCUUGACUCUCAAUCUUGAAACCCAAUUUCAGUUUAUUUCUACGAUUCUGCGUUUUAAGACUUUCCGUCCUGCUGCUAUGUACUUGGAACGAUCUGUUGACUUUGCCCAGACCUGGCAACCCUACGCCUACUUUUCCAACAAUUGUCCUCGUGAUUUCCCGGCUAUUCCUGAAAGGCCUAGACGGGCUUUAAGUGAUGUUACUUGUACUAGCAUCUAUAGUCAAUUGACGCCUUCCGAAGGUGGAGUUGUUGCUUUCAUGGCAGCUCCUAGUGAAAUGCACGCAAAUCUUCCACCAUACAGUGAAGAAAGACAAAAUUUGACGGCUAUUACAAAUCUUCGAGUCACUUUCACACGUCUUAAUACUUUAGGUGACAUGAACUUGGACAAUUCAUCGGCCAUCCGCCGGAAGUACUACUACGCCAUGUACGAAUGGAAUGUCUGGGGUCGAUGCUCGUGCUUUGGUCAUGCUACUCGCUGCAAACCCAAAUCGGCCAGCGAAAUUCCUAAUUUGGAAAAGGUUUACGGCGUGUGUGAAUGUACACACAACACAGCUGGGGACAAUUGUGAGAGAUGUGCUAGCUUCUAUCAGAAUAAACCAUGGCGACCUGCAUCCAGACACUCAGCCAAUGCUUGCGAACGAUGUGAAUGUCAUGAUCACUCAGAUCAGUGCUACUUUAAUCCUAUUCUCUAUCUACAAUCUGGUAAUGUAUCUGGCGGCCACUGUUACCAGUGCCAUCAUAAUACUGAAGGACCUCAAUGCGAGUUCUGCAGUGUUGGCUAUUAUCGUCACCCUGACUAUCCAAUUAACCAUCCACAAACUUGUCAACCUUGCAAUUGUCAUGCCGGUGGCUCGGAGACUCAUGAGAGCUGUGAUCAAUAUACGAAUCCUGUUGAGGGCAAAAUUGCUGGUCGCUGUGUGUGUAAGAAAAAUGUUGGUGGAGAUAAAUGUGAUCGCUGUAAGGUUGGCUACUGGAACUUCCGUGCAGAAAAUCCUGAUGGAUGUGAAGAAUGCAAAUGCCACAUGUUGGGAACCCUGGAGAAUAUGGGAUGCGAUCAAAUCACUGGCGCUUGCACCUGUAAACGCUUCGUUGAAGGUGAAAAUUGUGAUCGUUGCAUGCCUGGCUACUUCAAUCUGACGUCAUCCUCAAUGGGCUGUCAACCAUGUGCCUGCAAUCCAGUUGGCUCCCUGGGACCUGAAUGUGAUAUCGAAAGAGGUAUUUGCAAAUGCAAGGCCAAUUUCAGCGGUCGAGAUUGUAGUCAGGUUGAUGAUGGCUAUUACAUUCGCCGUCCACAAAUUGUCGUUAAUCAACCUGGUACAACAAUUGAUAUUCCAAUUGAGGUACCUAAAAAUACUGGGAACUAUAUAGUAGUCAUUGCAACUGAUCCAAAACACUUUAGUAGAUUUGACAGAUGGUCAAUUACAGUAGAUAUUCGACAAGAUGAUUCCAGCUGCAGAAAUUCUCCAACUCAUCUGGAAAUUACCGCAGAAACAAGGAAAAUCGUUAUUCCCAAUGUUUGUUUGACUGGUGAUCGAAAGACGUUCAUCGCUAUUAUGCCAACUUCCAGAUAUGGUUCACCAUACAGUGAAAUCACAAUUGGAAAUAUAAUCGUGAAACAAGAUGACGGUGAGGCGAGUGCAAUUGCGGAGUAUUGCGAAUCCUAUAGGGAAAUAUACGAGAGAAUUCUCGAUGGGGAAAUUGAACCCAACAGACUACCCCAACGUUGUCAAACCUACUUCAACAUACAGGAGUCUCAGUGGAAAGAUGAUUCCGCUAUUUCCGUUCCUUGUGAGUGCAAUGUGACUGGUUCAGUGACCCCUAUUUGUGACAAGCUCAAUGGACAGUGUCCUUGUCGACCAGGUGUCGUUGGUAGAAAGUGUGACCAAUGUGAAGCCUAUCAUUAUCACUUUAGCUCCUCUGGGUGCACAGCUUGUAACUGCCACCCGAAGGGUUCAACAGGACUUCAAUGUGACCCACUCACAAGUCAAUGCCCCUGCAGACAAGGAAUUGAAGGCAGAAAGUGCGAUAUUUGUGGAAGCGGGUACUGGAACUUCCCUUAUUGCCAGAGAUGUGAAUGUAACGGUAAAGCGGACGAGUGUGAUCAAGUCACCGGAGCUUGUAUCGACUGCCGGGAUAAUACUGGUGGAGCCAGGUGUGAAAACUGUGCACAGGGCUUCUAUGGUGAUCCAUUCAGAGGAGUUCCUUGCCGACCUUGUGAAUGCCCUGGUGGCGGCGUGGAUCAUUCUGAGGGUUGUACUGUACACCCGGUAGCUGGCAUGCAAUGCCAUUGCCAAAUGGGUUAUACCGGACCAAGAUGCUCUGAAUGCGCACCAAAUUACUACGGUAAUCCAACGGAAUAUGGGGGUUCGUGUCAACCUUGUGAUUGUUCUGGUAAUCUGCCUCCAGAAGGUGGUUGUGAUCAAGUCACUGGUGCUUGUCAGGUUUGCUUGUACAACACGGAAGGUGAAAAAUGUGAUAGGUGUAUUGCCGGUUUCUGGGGUAAUGCAAGUCAACAGACUUGUCAGCCAUGUAGCUGCUACCAGCUGGGCACAGCUGGUGGAGGCAGUGCAGUGUGUGAUCGGGAGACUGGAGCUUGUAACUGUCUGCCUAACGUUCUGGGUCCAAGGUGCUUUGAAUGUGCUCCGCAACACUUUAAUCUCACUUCUGGUAAGGGUUGUGAGUCUUGCAAUUGCGAUCCCACCGGCUCGAUUCAUCUUAACUGCCAUCCAUUAACUGGUCAGUGUACUUGCCGACCAGAUCGCAGUGGAAGAAAAUGCGAUCAGUGCCAGAGAACGUUCUAUGGUGAUCCACGCACUCCAGAUGGCUGCAAGCGUUGUGACUGUGACCGGGCAGGUUCUUUGAGUGACACUUGCGAUCCCAUUACCGGACAAUGUGUCUGUCGUCCAGGCAUAGCCGGUAGACGAUGCGACCGUUGUGAUCGUGGAACAAAGGGCACUCUCCCUCACUGUGAACCUUGUGGGGAAUGUUGGACAAAUUGGGAUAAGGCUAUCACGGCUGUUGUAGAUGAAAUGGGUCGCCUUAAAAAUCAGACGUCUAGUCAACUACCAGCUGACCUCAAACCAGUGUUUGAUAUACUCCAAGGCCUAGUUGAACAACUUGAGCUAAUUCCAGCCUCAAACCUGACUGACUACCAACUGAAGAAGUUCGAGGAGGUUCUCUUGUUUAUUGAGGAGCAAGUUAGUGGACUUGAGUCCCCAGAUGGAAAUACUGGUAAACUUCCGGAAGUCGAGGAAGCUCUGAACAAACUUCAAGAGCAACAAAAUAAGUUAAAUCAGACAGUUGGAGACAACGAGAAAUACCUCAAACAGAUCUCGGAUGAGUUGGAGAAGAUGGUGGAAAGCAGCAGGAAUAUUUCUAUCCAAGAUCCUUUCGGUGCUUACGAUGCUCUAUUGAUGGCCCAAAGAGAUGCUCAGAAGAUAGAAGCUCUUCAAAAGAGCUUGGAGAGCCGUAAGGCGACUCUGGAAGCACUACUACAAUCGACGUCAACAUCUGUUGCCAGUAGGAGUGAGGCAGAUGAAGAAUUCAAACGUCUAAUUAAAUUCCUGAGCGAACGUAUUAAAGACCUUCAAGAUGAAAUUCGACAGCUCAAUAGAAUGAUCUGCGGAGAUAAUCAACGCGUGCCGGAAUCCGGAGCCGACCUACGAACUUGUCCUUCAACGUGUGGUGGAGCAAGUUGCGAUCCCAUCACAGCAGAGAUAUUUGACCUCGAUGAGCAACGUGGAACCAGCACACCCAAUGACUUACCCAAUUUCUUCGGUCUGAUUUCCAGUUGUGCUGGCACUAUUGGAUGCUCAAUGAGCUCAGAAGGUCGUCUUAAGGAAUUGCUUGCUGAGCAUUUGACGGCACAAAAUGCCCUCGCAAAUGUACUUCAGAAUGCGGCUCAGGUUGAAAAUCUGAUCGACUCAGCAAGUCCUAAUUUUUGCGUGAAUGCUACGCGAACGGAAGCUGACGAAAUAAUGACUUCCCUCUUCAAAGAACUUGAAACUCUAAGGGGAAGAGUCUUCCGAGUGCAAAAUAUUACAAAUGCCAUUAUCGAGGAAGGUCAAGAAGCAGUGAAGAAAUACGAAAAUAUAACUGCGGAUUACUACAACGAAUUGGUGUCAAAGAUUCGUGGUUUAAAUCACGCGGUUAAUAUCGACGGUGCUCUUAGAUUGGGAAACACGUUGGAAAAACUGUCAGCUCAGUUGAGAGAUAAAGUUGAGCACUUCAAUACUGAAACAUCUGGACAAAAGCGAGAAGCGGAUUUGCUCCUUGAGAGAGCCAAGAAUAUAAGGGAGAAAGCGGAGGGCUUCUUGGAACAGAUGAACAAGUUAUCAAAUGUGAGUAAAAUCUAUGAUGAGAUGGAGAAGAGUGAGACUUUCAACUCUCUGGAGGAUUCUGCUCAUCGGGGGAAUUCCGAGACUGUGAAGGAGUCCCUGGAUCGUUUGGAGAUGAAUAGGCCUGGACUCUCACAAGAGGCCAGUGCUCAGGCUGACCAGGCCACCCAGAAUGCUCAGGAUGCUCAACGACUUCGAGAAGAAACUGAAAUUGCUCGUCACACGAGUCAGAGUUCUCUGCAAAAUCUGCAGAUGCUUAAUACUUCUUUUGGCCUACUUGAUGAAAAACUGGAAGGCCUGAAAGAAGCGAUGGAGAAGAUGGUGGACAAGAAUGGUGGUAACAAUGGGGACUCUUCAGGCAUUCAGGAUCCUAGUGAAUUGGCAAAGCAGGUGAAUGCCUACAUUGAGAAGUUGGAAAACGCCUUGGCGGAGAUUGAAGAGAUGAAACAGCCACUUGAUUAUGUGGAGAAGGGCGCUGAUGAAUUGGUGGAAAAGAUGGAGAAGGUGGUGAUGGACUUUAAGAAACUUGGUCUACAGAUCUCGCCACAUACGAAGCAUCAGCUCUUCUGCAGUUAA
Messenger RNA from Rodentolepis nana, 5286 nucleotides. The record is from the annotation of a GenBank genome assembly. NCBI's taxonomy places the organism in Eukaryota, Metazoa, Platyhelminthes, Cestoda, Cyclophyllidea, Hymenolepididae.